Messenger RNA from Acomys russatus (golden spiny mouse), 674 nucleotides. RefSeq names its product neuropeptide W (gene Npw). The annotation marks the transcript as partial. The transcript has 2 exons. The record is from RefSeq and is a predicted model, not a curated record. Gene Ontology annotation, biological process: feeding behavior; G protein-coupled receptor signaling pathway. Gene Ontology annotation, molecular function: G protein-coupled receptor binding. NCBI's taxonomy places the organism in Eukaryota, Metazoa, Chordata, Mammalia, Rodentia, Muridae.
CACUGCAGACAUAAAACUGGUUUUGGCUUAGCCCGCCAAGGGGCCAAAGACGUGAGCGCCCUGGCGCCGAGCGGAGAAGUGCGGGGCCCCGGCCCCAGGGCUCCUGUGAACCGGCUUCUGCUGCCUCUCCUGUUGCUCUUGCUGCCGCUGCCGGCCGGCGCCUGGUACAAGCACGUGGCGAGUCCCCGCUAUCACACCGUGGGUCGUGCCUCGGGUCUGCUUAUGGGGCUUCGCCGCUCGCCCUACUUGUGGCGCCGCACCCUAGGCGAGGCGGCUGGACCGCGUCCCCAGGAUACUCUGGUCGCAGGACCGGUCUCCGGUAGCACUCUCCGGCUUCCUUCGCCGGGGCAGGAGCUUUGGGAGGUGCGAAGCAGGAGGAGCUCAGGAGCAGGGCUUCCCCGGGGUCCGCGAGACCUGGAGCGCACCCGCCAACCGGAGCAGUCGCAAAGCCUCCGUUCCUGGAUCUCAGAGGAGUCUGCCAGAGCCUUCGGAGAGACGCUUCACGCCCAGCCAUGGUUCCUGCAGCAAAUCGUCAUUGCCGACCCUGUCAGGCUGGAGGACCGGUCCAAGAACCUGUGGCGCUCCGAUGCCUGACCUAGGCAGGAGCACAGCUUGUAGCUGCAGCCAGGCUUCCUGGUCUGUCAAUAAAACCAGCCUGAUUCCUGCGCCCCCGC